Molecule: messenger RNA, 716 nt
Organism: Contarinia nasturtii (swede midge)
Lineage: Eukaryota; Metazoa; Arthropoda; Insecta; Diptera; Cecidomyiidae
Product: zinc finger matrin-type protein 5
Exons: 3
Coding region: 139-642 (167 amino acids)
Cellular component (GO): U12-type spliceosomal complex
Molecular function (GO): zinc ion binding
Source: RefSeq, a predicted model, not a curated record
GACAAUCGUAAUGUAUGACAGUUGACGUUUAAAACGUCAAAUUUGGUUGUUUAUCAUUUUUCGACUGUCAAGUUGUUUAACCAUUUCAGAGUCGAAAGAAGUUGUUUUGUGAGUUUAUUUUUGAAUUUUAUCAAAAAAAUGGGGAAAAUGUACUAUUGUGACUAUUGCGAUAAGCGAAUGAGAGACGAUCCGAAUAUUAAAAAGAAGCAUAAUGAAGGAUUACCACAUCAAAAAGCACGCAACGAACAUUAUGCUCAUUAUAAAACUGCCCAAGAAAUAUUGAGAGAUGAAUAUAAGAAGAAACCUUGUGCAAAAUUUCCAAAUGGAUCUUGUCAGUUUGGUGCUUCAUGUCGAUUCAGUCAUUAUACACCAGCACAAAUCGAAAAGGUUAAGGAACAAGCGGAAAUUGAAAGGCAACAAAAAACAUCGAGGCAAGAGUCCAAAAUCUAUUCGAAAAAUAUGAUUGACGAAUUUAUGAGAAGACGAAAAUCGGCGAAACAACAAAAUGACCAGCGAUUGAUACGGGAAUUUUUCAAUUAUCCAGAGGAGUUGCUCAAACAUCAAGAUGAAUUGCCCCCAUCUUUGCGGCUGAUCACACCUGAAAUAUUGCAGACAGAUUUCAAACCGACAUUUUUUGGUUAAAAUAAGACAAUUUUAUUUGAAACGAAUUCCAAUAACGAACCAAACAAAAUAAAAGAGAAAAUACACGCUUAAAA